This is a messenger RNA of Selaginella moellendorffii, 1176 nucleotides long. Its product is annotated as AT-hook motif nuclear-localized protein 23. Gene Ontology annotation, molecular function: DNA-binding transcription factor activity; minor groove of adenine-thymine-rich DNA binding. NCBI's taxonomy places the organism in Eukaryota, Viridiplantae, Streptophyta, Lycopodiopsida, Selaginellales, Selaginellaceae. The transcript has a single exon. The record is from RefSeq and is a predicted model, not a curated record. The annotation marks the transcript as partial. Gene Ontology annotation, cellular component: nucleus.
AAAGGAAUUAACAACAACAACAACAACGCCGCGCUCCUCCAGGCCGGCUCUUCCUCCUCCUCGCUGCUGCUCAAAGAUCACAGCCACAGCGGCGGUGGUGGCGGCGGCGGCGGCGGCGCAGGCGGCGUUGGUGGCGGCGAGGUGGUAGUCCGCAAGCCGCGCGGACGACCGCCGGGCUCCAAGAACAAGCCCAAGCCGCCCAUCAUCAUUACGCGCGACUCGGGCAACGCGAUGCGCCCCCACGUCCUGGAGAUCGCCGGCGGCUGUGACGUGGGCGAGACGCUGGCGGCAUUCGCGCGACGCCGGGCUCGCGGGCUGUGCGUACUGGGCGGUAGCGGUACCGUGGCCAACGUGACGCUGCGGCAGCUGGCGGCGCCGGGAUCCACUGUCACCUUUCACGGUAGAUUCGAGAUUCUUAGCAUAUCCGGUGCCUUUUUACCGCCGCCAGCCCCGGUCGCGGUCGCGGGGCUGACGGUGGCACUGGCCGGGGCGCAACAGGGGCAGGUCUUAGGGGGCAGCGUGGUCGGGGUGCUCAUGGCGGCUAGCCCGGUACUAGUUAUCGCCGCGUCAUUUGUAGGGGCGACGUACGAUCGGCUGCCAUUGGAUGAGAGCCUCGAGACAGGUGGCGAGAAUCCGGGCGUCCAAGGGAACCACCACCUUGUGAAUGUGUCGCCCGGUGGGGCUGGGGGAGGCUCAGGUGGGGCGAGCCAGCAGGAGAUGGCCUUGUUAAACCUGGCACAGAAUUCACUGGGGCAGUUGCCACCUGAGGUCUUGGCCUGGGCAGCAGCUGGGAAUAGGCCACCAUUUUGAUGAAUCUCUCUUUUUUUUUCCUUCUUUUUCUCCUUUUUUUCCUGCUUUGUUUGUUGUCCAAGUUCCUUCGAGAGGGAAUGUCCAGGGUUUUUUUUGCUGCUGCUGGAGGAGUGAGUUCUUUCCUUUCCCAAGUUCUUGGAGGGGCAAAAUCUCAUCUUUGAGACCUAUCAAGGUGAGAGAGAUCACAGAGAGACAAGACAACAAAAAACUUUCCAAGAUCUUCUACUUGUUCUCUUUCUUCUAACUUAGCAUAUAAGAGUGAGCCCACAGGUAUGGGAUCUCACCAAAGUAAAAUUAUUUCUCUUUCUUCUUCUUCUUGGUUUUCCUUGGGACUGUAUAACAUCAAUUUGACAUUCUUUUCUCUCC